Molecule: messenger RNA, 1560 nt
Organism: Mytilus trossulus (common blue mussel)
Lineage: Eukaryota; Metazoa; Mollusca; Bivalvia; Mytilida; Mytilidae
Exons: 2
Coding region: 1-1560 (519 amino acids)
Cellular component (GO): nucleus
Molecular function (GO): DNA binding
Source: RefSeq, a predicted model, not a curated record
AUGCGAUUCCUAAAGAUCAACCCAGUUCAUCAACCAGGGGGAAAGGCCAAAUACAGGACUUACAGUCCAACAUCUUUAGUUAAUGCCUACACUGCAGUUAAGGAAGAUCACGUAUCAAUUAGAAGAGCAAGCAUUACGUAUGGGGUACCAUUUCAAACCUUAAGAGACCGCAUAACUGGUAUAGUUGACCCAGAGUGCUGCACAAUGGGCAACGGACCUUUUUUUACUUUAGACGAAGAAAGCAGGCUUGUUUCACAUCUGAAAGAAAUGGCCCAACUUGGGUAUGGUUACAAUAGAAUGGAAGUGGUUGACAUAGCAACUGAUUAUGCAGUCAUGCUAGAAAAAAAAAGUAAAAAUGAGAAACCCUUAACCCUAACUUGGUUUUAUGGAAUGCUCGGACGAUGGCCCGAUCUUAAAGUUGUAAAACCAAGGGCAUUGGAAGUUGCAAGAGCAAAAGCUGCCAACAAGGAGAACAUUACUAAGUACUUCAAUGAACUUGAGAAAGCCCUUAUUAAAUAUGAUCUGAUGGACAAACCUCAUUUGAUUUACAAUGUUGAUGAGAAGGGUAUAACCAUCAACCACAACCCAUCAAAGGUAGUAUCAGGAGUAGAGACAUCACCGCAGGAGGUUACAUCUGGAAAGGGUGACACCGUGACUAUCUUAGGGUGUGGAAAUGCAAUUGGCAAUGCAUUACCCCCUUACUUUGUCUUCCCAGGACAGAGAAUGAAUGAUCAGUUGCUGGAGGGGUCUACACCAGGAACAGUUGGCACUGUCUCUAAGUCAGGGUGGUCUAAUUCGGACCUGUUUAUGGAUUUCCUCAGCAAUCAUUUCAAGAAAUUUGUUCCAGGCAAUGGGCAUGUGAUGUUAUUGUUAGAUGGACAUAAAUCUCAUGUUGCUGUAAGCACAAUUGAAUGGACAAGGCGUCACAACAUUGUAAUACAGUUACUUCCAGCACACACCAGUCAUCUUUUGCAGCCAUUGGAUGUAGGUUGUUAUGGUCCUUUGCAAAAUAUGUACAACAGCAUAUGUCACAGAACUAUCAGAACAAAACAAUGUGCACUAACUCGUUAUGAUGUUUGCAGCAUGGCAUGCAAAGCUUACGGAAAUGCCUUAUCAGUCAGUAAUUUGCAGUCAGCUUUUAGAAAAACAGGCAUUUAUCCAUUCACAAAAGACAUUAUUAUGGAAUUACCACUGACACCGUCAGAGGCUUUCGUCAGUGAUAUUAUAGACAAUGAAGAAGGGUUAAACAGUGCUGUAGUUGAGAAUGUGAAUGAUAGUGAAAGAGAGGGAGUUAUGAGUGAUGAGGAGAAUGUGGGUGUUGUAAUUGAGGGAGAGGUUGGUUCGGAGGAAGUGGAGGUAGGUAGGAGUGGUGUGAGUGAUAGAGAUGAAGUUCAGAAUGAUGUGGAGAAUGACAGUGUUGUGAGUGUGGGUGAUAGAAUGAUUGAUGUGGCCGUGCAAGAGAAAGGAAGUACCGGUAAGAGUGAUUUUUUUGUACAAAAAAUAGUAAACAUGAAAAGAGUGAAAGGUGAGAAAAAAAAAGAAGAGAAAUGUGUUAAGUAG